Mollisia scopiformis is the source of this 690-nucleotide messenger RNA. RefSeq names its product glycoside hydrolase. The record is from RefSeq and is a predicted model, not a curated record. The transcript has 2 exons. Bases 1 to 690 code for a protein of 229 amino acids. Gene Ontology annotation, molecular function: hydrolase activity, hydrolyzing O-glycosyl compounds. Gene Ontology annotation, biological process: xylan catabolic process. NCBI's taxonomy places the organism in Eukaryota, Fungi, Ascomycota, Leotiomycetes, Helotiales, Mollisiaceae.
AUGUUUCCCACCCUCUUGAUUUUGUGCUUUUCCUGCUUGGCAGGAGUCCUUGCAAAGUCCCCGAGUAUAUACUCUCCCGGCUCUACGACGACUUCGGGUGGGACGAGUGAGAGUUUCUACUCCUCGUCAUGGACUGAUGGAGAGGCGAAAGCAAAAUAUACAAAUGGUGCGGGAGGUGAAUAUGCGGUGACUUGGACUGGCAACAAAGGCAACUUCGUCUGUGGGAAAGGUUGGAAUCCUGGAGGGGCUAGAACUGCAAACUUCUCUGGCACUUUCUCUCCGAACGGCAAUGCGUACCUUUCGAUUUAUGGAUGGACCACGAACCCACUGGUCGAAUACUACAUCACCGAAUAUUAUGGCACUCAUGUUCCCUACGACACUCCCAAUGCCAACAUGAAGGGAAAUCUGACCAGCGAUGGUUCCAACUAUCAAAUUAUGACGAAGGUGCGAAAGAACAAACCUAGCAUCCAAGGAACAGCGACGUUUUCUCAAUAUUGGAGUGUCAGGGAUGGUGGAAAUCAGAGCUUGGGCAGUGUUGGUGGCACAAUUUCAACAGGGAACCAUUUCAAGGCGUGGGAGAAAGCGGGGUUGAAGAUGGGGAAGCAGAGUUAUAUGAUUGUGGCGGUGGAGGGGCAAGAUAGUAAUGGGACGGCAAAGAUCACUGUUGGUGCUGCGCCAGUUGAGACGUAA